UCCAAACAGAUCCUCCAGACGGACUGGUCGCCGAUGAUCAACGCGUUGAUUAAUAUUAACGAUCAUUUUAAUGAAGGACCGAAUGUCUGUCGCGGAUUUUCUGCGGGAAGCGGAAGCUCUCGGAAGGCUGCUGUUUAAAGAGGAGAGAGCGGCGGGACCGCGCGCGCUCACAGAGCUCCGGGAUCACAUGAACGCGCAGCUCCGAGCAGACAUGAUGAAAGUCCAGCAGCAGCUGCAGAAACUCAGGAACGGUGUCUUCAGGUUCCAGGAGCAGCUGAUGGAUGUCAAAGCGUCUCCAGAUGUGAUUGAGAAACUAAAAGAGACCAUGACUGAUAUUGAGAACUCCAUCAGUGUUUUCAAAGACACACAACAUCAGAGUUUCGAGGAGCUCCUGAAAGAAGAGAGGACCUUCUCACAGGAGAUCUGUGCCUUCGAGAAGAAGAUUGACUCCUGGUCACUGCCUGUGAAAGCAGACGUGCGUCGUCCUCGUUCAGACGAGAAGAGCGACUGGAGGAACCUUCCUCCGGAGCUGACGGCGCUCCAGACCUUCCUCCAGCAGACGGGAGGCAGACACGGCGGAUGGGACGAGUUUGACCACCACAGCUUCCUGAAAGUGUGGACGAAGCACAGCGGAAAGCCCUCGUUCAGACAAGAAGCCAAGCUUUAUUUACCUGGACGGACCGAGGAGGACGUCAGGCUGCAUGAGGAGUGGUUUGUGGAGCUGCGGCGGCUGCAGGACGCACAGAGAGAGGCCAUCCGCAAGUGGAGAGCGUCCAAGCGGAGAGAGCGUGAGCUGCAGCGGGACAGAGACGAGGAGCCGCGAGAGGACGAGGCCCGGUGUCUUCUGAAGCAGAAGCAGGAGGAGGAGCGCAGGGAGGCGUCGGAGCGCCUGGAGGCCUGGAGGAGGCGCAGGACACAGCAGAGAGAAGAGGAGCGAGAGCAGCGGCUCAGAGACCAGAUCCUGCAGCGGAGGAGAGACACAGAAGAGCGUCGGAGACAGCUGGAGGUCAAGCUCCUGGUGGAGGCACACGCCCAGCAGAAGAAGGAGCAGGAGGAGCUGCGUCUGCUGGAGGAGGAGGCGCAGGAGCAGGCGGAGAGACAGGAGCGGCAGCGGCAGGCGGCUGAAGGCAUCAGACGCUUCCAGGAGCGAGACUCACGACGCCUCGAGGAGAAACUCCAGGAGAAACAGAGCAAAGAGGAGGAGGAGAGCGAGCGGCAGAGGACACUGGACAAACUGAAGGAAAAGGUGGAGGUCAGCAGGGAUCCAUCCAGACUCUGGAAGUUCACUAAAGUUUGGGAAGAGCGCACGAAAGAGAUCGGUCCGUCCGGAACCGGACCCGUGUUUCAGAUCUUCCACAGAGCUGUUCCUUCAUGGAGACAAGACUCGUGAUGGAGCUUCACUGCACCGCUUCCAACCAACCCAAUGAACUGCAAACAAAUGUGUUGAAAUGUUGCAUUUUAAAUGAAGUUUCAAUUCAAGAUAAUGGUGGAAUCAGUUUAAUUAAACAUGUUAUACAUCACAGCGCGUCUGGUUGUAAGUCAUUGAGAAUUAAAGCAGCAGCGCCGGACUCUUAUUUUGCCGCGUGUUCGUGCAGCGGAAGCGGAAGCGGCGCGUUGACCGUGUUUCUUCUGUGCGAGGAUGGCGGAUUUUGACCACGAACUGAUAGAUUUUCUGCGCGAGCGGCACGUGCGUUUCUUCCAGCGCUGCCUGCACGUGCUGCCCGAGAGAUACGCGCCACAGGAGACCAGAAGGGCCCCGGGGCUCCUCACACGUAUGACAGCGGUCACGUGACCAUGACCUACACGGGCCUGGCGUGUCUGCUGAUCCUGGGAGACGAUCUGAGGCGUGUGUGUAGAGAAGCGGUGAUGAGCGGUCUGAGAGCGCUGCAGCUGGACGACGGCAGCUUCUGUUCUGUUCCUGAAGGGAGUGAGAACGACAUGAGUCGUAUGACAGCGGGAUCGGUCAGGGAGCCGGACUCGAGUCUCACGGCGGAUCCACCUUCUGUGCCGUGGCGUCUCUGUGCAUGAUGGGAAAGCUGCAGGAGGUGUUCAGCGAGCGACAGCUGAAGCGGAUCCGGCGCUGGUGCAGACGGGCUUCCACGGACGACCCAACAAACCUGUGGACACCCGCUACUCCUUCUGGGUCGGAGCCACGCUGGAGCUCUUAGACGUGUUCCAGUACACAGACCUUGAGAAGAACCGGAACUACAUCCUGUCCACGCAGGACCGCUUGGUGGGCGGCGUCGCUAAAUGUCCCGACAGUCAUCCAGGUACAGUUUCAGUGUUGUUCACAGCGCUGAAGAGCUUUUGUUUGUGUCUGUCAGUCGAAACCGCGGCGUAACCCAAUGCUGCAGGCCUCAAUGUGUAAUUGAUGAGACGAUUGUGUGUCGAGACUCGGGUUUCUGCAGGAUCUGGAGAUCUGACGUGUUUCCAGUGUCACCUGAUGACCAGAAAUCACACUGACCUCACAAUGCUGCUUUCAGGUCAAGUCCAGAGAGAUUAUUGUCAUCCAGUUCUAUGUAGAGACUCACAAAGGAGUGAGAUGUCUCGCAGAA
Messenger RNA from Carassius auratus (goldfish), 2555 nucleotides. Its product is annotated as coiled-coil domain-containing protein 112-like. The transcript has 14 exons. NCBI's taxonomy places the organism in Eukaryota, Metazoa, Chordata, Actinopteri, Cypriniformes, Cyprinidae. The record is from RefSeq and is a predicted model, not a curated record. Bases 71 to 1390 code for a protein of 439 amino acids.